Messenger RNA from Onthophagus taurus, 1157 nucleotides. Lineage: Eukaryota; Metazoa; Arthropoda; Insecta; Coleoptera; Scarabaeidae. The record is from RefSeq and is a predicted model, not a curated record.
UUCAAAUUUUACGGUUUACUUAUACCCGAAAUAAAAGAUGAAAUGUAAAUUUUUGGCUCAACUUUGACAGCUCAUAGCUCGAAAACAAAAGAGUUGCGACCCUAUGUUUAUAUAAAAAACUUGCGUUAUUUUGGCAAGUACUACGUCCUAGUAAAGUUUCCCGAUUAAAAACUGAACCAUCCUGUAUAUACAUACCAUACUGUAACCAUACUGUAUAUACAUCAACCACGGUUAAUCAGAACCCCGGCUAAAUGGUUCACGGAUAAUCGGCAUUUUACUGUAUUUAAAAUAUUUUUUAACUUAAAAUGUGUAUUAGAGCGUAAUCUAUCUAAAGAAGUCGAUAUGUUGCCAAAGUCUCUAUUAUUAAUCUCUAAAUUCCAAUAUUUGUAGAAAAAAUGUAGAAAAGCCAAAAAAUUUACAUAAUUCCUAAACUAUUCUACUUAAUAAUGCAUUUCAAUACGCACGUUUAUGUGGCAGUCACCCUGUAUAAUAAAUAAUCGCAAAAUUUAAAUAUUUAUCUAAGAAAUUCUUUUGAACGUUUGUUCUAAAUUCUAAUUUUAACCGCUCGUGGUGUGUACGUGCCUUAAAAACGGAUCUAAUUGAAAGUGUCAAUUUAUACAAAAUAAAAUGUGCUUUCCAAUUAUUGGAUUUACGAAAACGAAGCGAUAACUUUAAGAAUAAUAAAAAAAAAGUUUCAAAUGAAAACAGAGAGAUAACGAGAACACGAUUCGGGAUCCGGUCAAAGUAUCACGCGUUUCGACGCCGCUUCAAACAUACACCUUAUAAUGGUUCGCCUUGGCGGUUAAUUCAAAAAAAACAAACAAUUAGUUUAAGUGAAAAAUUUAGUAAAUUUAAAUGUACAAACCGAAAUAUCUCUUUAAAAAUGUUAUCUCAGGAAGAAAUUCAACAUAUUCUUAUAGUAAUACGUCUAAUUUAAAGGAUUAUGGUAAUGCUUUAAUUGUUUCAAAGUUAUCCGGUUAUGAAUUUGAGAGGCACCGGAACAGUGACAUGACUCCGGAUGAUCUUCGCCAGAAAUUAAUUCGGCGAGGAACCGAUUUUGAUAGAUUAAUUAAAAGUCAUGAUAAUCAUAAAAAAUAUGAAAGUGAUAUGGUUCAAAGUCUUGAAAAAUCAGGAUUUAAAGUGAAAGUAGUGAACAG